AUGCCGCCGCGACCGCUCGUCGUGGUCGGACCGUCCGGGGUGGGGAAAGGGACGUUGAUCGCGAUGCUUCAGAGAGAGUUUCCUGAUAAGUUUGGGUUCUCUGUGUCGCACACCACGCGGGCGCCGCGUCCGGGGGAGGUGAACGGGACGCACUACAACUUUGUGGACAAGGCGACGAUGGAGCGGGACAUCGCGAGCGGGAAGUUUUUGGAGCACGCCAACGUGCAUCAAAACAUCUACGGUACGUCCUUCGCGGCCGUUCGCGCGGUGUCCAAGCAGGGAAGGAUUUGUAUCCUCGAUAUAGACGUGCAGGGCGCGGAAGCGGUGAAGAAGUCAACGCUGAACGCGGCGUACGUGUUCAUCGCGCCGCCGUCUAUGGAGGAGCUCGAAAAGCGACUGCGCGGACGCGGCACCGAGGCCGAGGACGCCGUGUUGAAGCGGCUCGAGAACGCUCGAACGGAAAUGGCGAAGAAGGACGUCCCCGGUUUCUUCGACGCGAUCAUCGUGAACGACGAUCUAGACGCCGCGUACGAGGCGUUGAAGCGCGUCAUCGCUGAGCGCGUCGAGUCCGAUUCCAACUCUCGAAUCGACCUAGCGAGGCUCGGUCCGUACGCCUUCGGCGUCGCGUGCGCCGUCGCCAUAGCCGCCCGAGUCAUCAUCAACAAGGGCGGUCCGUGA
Molecule: messenger RNA, 678 nt
Organism: Ostreococcus tauri
Lineage: Eukaryota; Viridiplantae; Chlorophyta; Mamiellophyceae; Mamiellales; Bathycoccaceae
Product: Guanylate kinase
Exons: 1
Coding region: 1-678 (225 amino acids)
Biological process (GO): purine nucleotide metabolic process
Cellular component (GO): cytosol
Molecular function (GO): GMP kinase activity
Source: RefSeq, a predicted model, not a curated record